Molecule: messenger RNA, 3839 nt
Organism: Ruditapes philippinarum (Manila clam)
Lineage: Eukaryota; Metazoa; Mollusca; Bivalvia; Venerida; Veneridae
Exons: 2
Coding region: 828-2918 (696 amino acids)
Source: RefSeq, a predicted model, not a curated record
AGAAAAUACAAAGUUGGUGUUCACGCCAUAAGAAGGUAGUUACAGAAUGUGGAUGCAUACAGUUUACUGAAAACUCUACGCUAUGAAUUCAAGACAUGAAAAAUGCUAUUUUUACAUUUACUUGUUGAAACAGUUUAAAACACAUCAACAGAUUUAAAAAUAUAUUUUCAUUGAAACAUGAUAUUUCACUACACCUCGGUAUAUCGCUGUAAAAGGAUAUUCACUCGUUGUAAAUAUAUAUAAAUACAGAUAAACUGUAUGAUUAAACUUGUCGGAUGUGACGUUGAUCAAAUCGAGGGAAGCUUUUAUUUCAGCAAACUAUAAAAGGUGCAGAAAAGUCGCAAUGGUCUUUUCAAGGUUGACUGAGUAUUGAAGUGUCGCAAAAGAAAUGGUGUAGUGGUAGUGCUCUUGAAAUGGUUGGGAUAUCCCAAGAAAUUUUUGGAUAAAAGAAAGUGACAUUCAUGAGAAUUUAUUUUUAUAUUUAUAAUCGCAGUAUUCUGUCAUCCUCUUCAUUUCACGCUGAGAACAUCAUUAAAAAUGACUUACCAGUGACACAUAUGUGACAAAAAUACAUCUGUGAAUAGGACUUGGAAAAGACAUUUCAAAACUAGACAUCCGAUGAAAAUUGUAUGCAGCAGCCUCAGCAGCAGCUGCAGCAUCAGCAGCAGCAGCAGCAGCAAUCUAACAUUAAAAGUCGUCCAGAGCAGGAAUACAGCAUGACUAUCCUCCAGCAGCAGCAGGAAUAUAACUGUUAAAUAAAUGACCCUCAUGGGGUGACCAACUUUGAUCCAAAGAGGGUGAUCUAUUAAGCGGCAAGGACCUCAAGAAUGUUUCAAGUACCAAAUUACACCCAGACUGUGUCGAUGAAAUUAUCUGAAGUACUAGCUGAUAUAGGUGUUGAUGAGAGAAUAGUGCUGAAGAGGAGGAGAGCAUUGCUUCUGAGAGAAUCAAUGAAAAAUGUGAAUUACCAAUUACUGAAUGAAAAUGCUUAUAUUUUAUACUAUUUCGGGAGUCAAUCAGAAGGUACAACUACCAUAGGGAUGAAGUCAGACUCAGAUCAACUGUUUUGUUUAAAUGAUUUUCCUGUAAUACAAGAUUGGUGUGAAUGGAUACCUGAUGUACCUAAUCUAUUGAUGAUACAAGAUAAUUCUGUAUCUCCUGGAUACUGUUUACUUCAAGUGCUACAACGUGAUGCUCCUCUUCCUGCUGAUAGAGAAUCUAAUCAAUCCUUCUUUAGAGACAGAACAGGAAAAGUACUGCUAAAACAAUUUCUAAUGUUUGAUGGAUAUUUCGACAAAUUAAAAUUACAUGGACCAGCAAGAGUAGAACAAGGCUCACAUGGUUACUGUGAUACAGACAUUGUUGUAGCUCUGCACUGUAAAACAUGGCCACAACAAGCUAAACAAUGGUUGGAUCAACAAGGUGAAGGUCAAUGGCCGUCUGCUGAAAUAAAACAAUAUUGCAGUCGAACUGGAUGCUUUGUUGUUCCUGUUGGAUGUAGAAGGGGUGACUUUAGGCAACUUGAAUGGAGAAUAUCAACAUCUUUAGCUGAAAGGUGUUUAAUGUUAAACCUGAAUAUUACACAGAUACGCUGUUAUGUCUUGAUGAAAAUGGUUAUAAAAUCAUACCUUGAUCCAGAGUUUGAAGAUGUGAUUUCCAGUUACGUGUGUAAAACUGUACUCUUCCACUGUAUUGCCAAUUCACAUUUUUACAUUUGGAGAGAAAACAAUUUACUUUCUUGUCUAUCACUGUGUUUAUAUCACCUGUAUAAUAAUAUCGUUAAUGAAAACUGCCCACAUUUUAUCAUACCAAGGAACAAUUUGAUGAGGGGUAAGAUAUCAGCUGUAGUCAAACCAUAUAUCCUGGAAAUACUAAGCACCAUUAUCAACAGUGAAGGAGUGGCAUUAUUUGGUAUUAAAUGUGAUGAUCUUGGUUCCAGGCUACAUCUCAAGUUUUAUAACUUAUGUCCAUUUAAGUCAAGUGAUCGCAUUUCAGGAGUUGUAUUAUAUGAUGCAGCUAACAACAUUUCAAAUUUACUUCUUUUUAAUAGUUUCACUCUAAAGAACAAAAGUCUUAAUGAAGCUGUACAUACACUGAUAGACUGUAUAUCUAAGAUCUUAAAUGAUCAAUAUGAAGGAUUGGUUGAGACAGCCUGUCAACUUCUAGCACCAUGGUAUUGUACAACACUUGGUUCUAUGCUGGCCUCCAUCAACAUCAAUCAGCACAACACUGUAUCAGCUGAUGCCCUCAAGCUAAUCUCACUUGGUUUGUAUACAGAUGUUGCUUCAAGUAAACUGAAAUUAGCUUCAAUCUUAUACUGUGCACAAGAAAUAGAAAAAGCUGACCUGGUUCUCAGUGAGAUUGAAAGAAGCUAUGAUCUGCAAGUUGUUGAACCAGUCUGUAGUUGUUAUCCCUUAGAAAGAAAAGUAAGACCAGGAUUCUUUGCGACAUGUGACAAUCAUAAUGAAGAUGCCAUACAAUAUGCAACAGCAUCAUGUGUCAUAUUUUUGCCAUGUGAAAUUUACUGUGUACCCACUGAACUCCGGUAUGAAAUGAUAAGAUCUACACCGGAGGACAGAAUAUACCGCACAGAAAAUGAUGAUCACUGGAUGGAUUAUGCUGUGGUGGAUUCUCUCCCUUACCUGUACUUUCUACAAUACAAGGUUAACAGCCAUCUUGAGAGAAAUAAUGAAAAACAAUCUGCUCUCUCAAAACUUCAUAGAACCAUACUAACCGAGCAAAACCUUGGACACCGGGAAACAGCUUUAAAUAUUCUCGGAAAGUGUAUGGAACAAGAAGGUAGAGUAAGGGAUGCUCUACAGUGUUAUUUGAUGUCUCUAAAUCUAAGGAGAAGAAAUAAUGCUGCAAAGAUACAUAUCUGCACACUUCUAUCUGCAUUCGGAAAUUUCAGGGUAUAGAAUGUACAACAAAACGGUGGAAAAACUCACGUACAAAUUUUGAUGAAAGAGUGACAUAUAAAAGUAAAGGAAUAGUCCUGUAAAACAGCAUAUUAUAUAUAUGUAAAAUAUUUCUUUUUAUUAAAAAAAACCAGAAACUUUAAAUAUUUAAUAUAAUUCCGUCAGCACUCCAUAGAAAAUAAGAAAAUUAUAAAUUAUGAUAAAUGAAUGAGGAACAUUACUGCUAAAUAUCAUAUUAAAUCACAUACAUCCUUUAUAAUACUACGGACACCCUGCUAUCACAAUCUUUAUUUCUCUUCUGAAGAGAACUUGAAUAUUACUCUCUGUUUACAAUAACUGAUUUUACACUUGGCAUCACAUAGUCACUUAUGUGUGCGACCAGAACUAAUAACAGAUAAACAACAUGAUAAUUUGACAAUUAUACUUUUAUUAAGGUACUUCAUAACCUUGUGGCGGAAAUUUUGGCUGCAGACGGGCAAAACCCAUAAAUUUUAUCCAGUCCCGGGGGAGACUACUAACUGCCUUGUUACACUGGCAAGUCAGUGACCCAGGUUUACAACCUGGUGUCAGUCCCAAAAGUUGAACACGCUUAAGUGGACAGGUGUUAGCGGGCUGCCAAGAUUACAUCUGACUCCUGAGCAACGAGGGUCCCGGACGUAGCCCUGCCCUGGGCCUCCCCUCCAUACGUAGAGGUGGAGGGGGGUGCCAACGUAACCCUGGAGUGCACCCCACCAUAAUACAUAAAACUAAUACAUACAAUGAACCUGCAUGCUUUCAAGCAAGUCAGGCCAGGAGAAAGAGCCAGACAGUACCCGUAACCCCCUUUUUCGUCUCCCCGGGCCGCUCCCCCAGAUCGAAAAUUGUACCCUUCUCUGCGCCUGUGAUUUAACUGCAAAACAAACUGCAAGAAAUUUAUUUAUA